This is a messenger RNA of Cucurbita pepo subsp. pepo (vegetable marrow), 1997 nucleotides long. RefSeq names its product Nucleotide-diphospho-sugar transferases superfamily protein (gene QUA1). Lineage: Eukaryota; Viridiplantae; Streptophyta; Magnoliopsida; Cucurbitales; Cucurbitaceae. Gene Ontology annotation, molecular function: polygalacturonate 4-alpha-galacturonosyltransferase activity. The record is from RefSeq and is a predicted model, not a curated record.
GUCGCUGAGUUGUAUCCCACUCUCACUCUCUCUCUCUCUCUCUCUCUCUCUCUCCCAAAUCUCUCUCUGCUUCUUCUUCUACUGCCCGUCUCUCUCCUUCAGAGAGGAAAAUGGCGAACCUGCGGAUUGGUGGAAGAGCUGCUAAUGGAGAUCCUCUUCUUCAGACCUUUCUCAGAAGAAUCUCCUCCUUCAGAGUCCUCGUCUCCGCCUUAUCCCUUGCAUUCUUCAUCUUUCUCUCUUUCUCCUUCUUCUCCACCCACUCUUCCGAUCUCGCGCCUCCUGUUGGUUACGAUUCUGUUCCUUAUCGGAUCCAUUCGAGAACGAGGCUUCCAUUAGCUGUGAAAUCGGACCCUCUCAAACCGCGGCUGGAUCAGAUCCGGAAGCAGGCCGAUGACCAUCGGGCUUUGCUUCACGCCUAUGCCUCUUAUGCUCGAAGGCUUAAACUGGAGUACGCGAAGCUUGUUAGGGUGUUUGCAGAUCUUUCUCAGAACUAUACGGAUCUCAAUAAUAAACCUACUUAUCGUAGUCUCUUUGAGCCUGAAACGGCUUCCGUCGAUGAGGCUUUGGUUCGUCAGUUUGAGAAAGAGGUAAAAGAGCGUAUUAAAGUUACGAGACAAGUGAUUGCUGAAGCAAAAGAAUCAUUUGACAACCAACUCAAGAUCCAGAAGUUGAAGGACACGAUUUUUGCAGUGAAUGAGCUGUUGACAAAAGCCAAGAAACAAGGAGCUUUUUCGAGUUUAAUCGCUGCAAAGUCUCUUCCAAAAAGCUUGCACUGCAUUUCAAUGAGGUUGAUGGAGGAGAGAAUUGCACAUCCAGAUAAAUAUUCAGACGUAGGAAAACCAGUACCACCAGAAAUAGAGGAUCCAAACCUUUACCAUUAUGCAAUAUUCUCAGACAAUGUAGUUGCUGCAUCGGUGGUCGUUAAUUCAGCUGUUAAGAAUGCUCAAGAACCAAGCAAGCAUGUUUUUCAUGUUGUUACUGACAAGAUGAAUCUUGGGGCAAUGCAAGUUAUGUUCAAACUGAAGGACUAUAAUGGAGCUCACGUUGAAGUCAAGGCAGUGGAGGAUUAUAAGUUCUUGAAUUCUUCCUAUGUUCCAGUGCUUCGUCAGUUAGAGUCUGCAAAUUUACAGAGGUUUUACUUUGAGAAUAGUGUUGAAAAUGCAACGAAGGAUACAACAAAUAUGAAGUUCAGAAAUCCCAAAUAUCUAUCAAUCUUGAACCAUUUGCGGUUUUACUUACCUGAGAUGUACCCAAAACUGCACAGAAUUCUGUUUUUGGAUGAUGACAUAGUAGUCCAGAAGGACUUGACUGGGUUGUGGAAGAUCGAUAUGGAUGGAAAAGUAAUCGGCGCGGUGGAGACGUGUUUUGGCUCGUUCCAUAGAUAUGCACAGUACAUGAACUUUUCACAUCCAUUAAUCAAGGAGAAGUUUGACCCCAAGGCAUGUGCAUGGGCUUAUGGAAUGAACUUCUUCGAUUUGGAUGCUUGGAGAAGGGAAAAAUGCACAGAAGAAUAUCACUACUGGCAGAAUAUGAACGAAAAUCGGACCUUGUGGAAACUAGGGACAUUGCCUCCUGGUUUAAUCACCUAUUACUCCACAACAAAGCCACUGGACAAGACAUGGCACGUCCUCGGCCUCGGCUACAAUCCCAGCAUCAGCAAAAGCGAGAUUGAAAAUGCUGCAGUUGUGCACUUCAAUGGGAACAUGAAGCCAUGGCUGGACAUUGCCAUCACCCAAUUUCGGCCAUAUUGGACCAAGUAUGUAGAUUAUGAUUUAGAGUUUGUCCAAGCCUGCAAUCUUGGCCUUUAAAUUGUCUGAUUAUGCCUGCCUGUUCAUCCAUAGAGUGUUAUAGGAGGAGAGAUCUUGGCUCUGCUUGUCCAAAGGAAAGCAUUAACCAUUUGUAGCGCCCUAUAAAAACCAUCAUUUUGACUCCCUUCUAUUUGUUAAAUAGGGAUAUUUGAGUUUCAAAGUAAUUAUAUAAUUUUUUUUUUAGCAUGA